UACGGAACCACGGAAGAACGCCAACACAUUGUCGUGAUCAUCUCCAGGGUUGCAGGUAGUACAUCAGCGAUGGGAGGCGACCUUGACUCUUCAUCGGCCCUGUCGGCCGCCCUCGACACUCUGCCAUCCAGGCCAUGGCUCGCCUCUGGAGGCGCUCUCGUGGCCCUCUACAUCCUCUACAACCAGCUCUUGCCCAAGCCACUGCCGGGGAUCCCCUACGACAAGGAAGCAGCAGGCCGCAUCAUGGGCUCCAUCCCAAACCUCGUCGCCAAGCGCAAACGGGGCGAGGCGGCCCGGACCUUCUUCCCCGAGCUCUUCGCGGGGGCAUCCGCGCCGGUGGUGCAGUACUUCAUGGGCCCGUGGAACAAGGCCUCCGUCGCGGUGGGCGACUACCGCACCGUGCAAGAGCUGUUCGUGAAGCACGGCAAGGACUUUGGGCGCGGGCACAUGAUGCGCACCAUGUGGUCGAACACAAUGCCGGCACAUUUCAUCGGCAUGGAGGACGACGACCCGCGGCUCAAGAGGGUCAUGGCGCUGGGAAGAGAUCUGAUGACGCCGACGGCCCUGUACGAGGUCAAUGCCCCGGCCUCAUACACCAAAGUCCUCCACCACAUCGAGCUGUGGCAGCGCAAGGCCCGCCUGGCCGAGGGCCACGCCUUUGAUGCCUACGACGACCUCGGCAUGCUGACCUACGAUAUCAUCAUGGCUGCCGCGCUCAACAUCGACUACAGCGACACGCAGAUUGCGAGAUACACAGCGUAUCUCGACCGCGAGCCUUCCAUCAAACUACCCAACAAUCCAGGCAGCAGCAGCCAGGGACUCGCCGUGUUCCCUCCAGUCGAGCUGCCCGACAUGCUGCACUCGCUCAACAGCAUCGCCCUCGCAGCCGGCGCCUCCCUGUCCACGCCGUUCCCGCAGAUGUACCACUUCUUCAACAACCGCAAGCCGCACAUGCGCAAGGCCUACCACGACCGCGACACCAUCAUCAAGCGGUACAUCCACGACUCCGUGCGCCGGCUCGAGGCUGCGGCGGCGGCGGGCAGCGGCGGCGGCACGGAGGCGUUCAAGCCCGGCUCCGCAGUCGACUUCAUCGUCAAGCGCGAGGCCACCGCCGCGGCCAAGGAAGGACGCGAGCCCGAGUACACCUCGGACACGGUCAUCCAGAUCAUAUUUGGGUAUCUCCUCGGCGGGCAGGAGUCUACCAACACGACCCUGGCAUACACGGUCAAGCGGCUGGGCUCGGAGCAGGAGGCGCAGAGGAAGCUCCGCGCGGCGCUGCGCGAGGCGUAUCCCGAGGCGUACGCCCGGCGCGGCGAGCAGCCGGCGCUGAGGGACGUGCUGGCCAAGCAGAUACCCUACCUGGAUGCGUUUAUCGAGGAGGUGCUCAGAGUGCACCCGCCGGCAUUUGGUACGUCGAGGCUGGCCAAGCGGGACAUGGAGAUCCUGGGACACAAGGUUCCAAAGGGGCACAUGGUGUUCACCGCAUUUACGGGGGCGACGUAUAACGCAAAGGGGUACCUGGACAAGGAGAGGCGUGAGCAGCUGGCCUCCUCCUCUUCGCAUUUGGCGCCCGGCGAUGGAGUCGCGGACUGGGCCGAUAGUGAUUUCGCGGCGGACGAGUUUCAUCCUGAGCGCUGGCUACGCGUGGAAGACGAGGAGGAGGGUGGUGGUGGUGGUGGUGCUGCUGCUGCUGGUGGAGGGAAAGGCAAGGUUUCGUUCAAUCAGAAGGCUGGCCCGAUGAUGUCGUUCAGUGCGGGCCCGCGGGCGUGCUGGGGCAAGAGGCUGGCAUAUCUGGAGCUGAAGCUGGUCGUGACGCUGCUGGUCUGGAACUUUGACUUCCACAGACUGCCGCCAGAGCUCGAGGACUGGGUGCUGGACGAAGAGCUCUUUGUCAAGCCCAAGACGUGUCGGGUGUUGCUGUCGAGUGCUUGGGAUGUAUAAAGAUUCCGGCAAUAUUGUUUGGCCAGCGAACUGCUAGCACCUCGCUUGCCGUAUUCUUGCUUGCAUUCAUGCUCGGCACGACAAGAGUAGCGUCCCCAGCCCUGACGCUGAGACUGCACCCCAGCGAAGUGGUCCUCGUUGGGAAAUCAACAUCACUGUUGUAACACCCUAAAAAUUCUCCACAGUAUACGUACCGGAUCCUUCUCGGCUCUGCAAGACACAUGCCUGGACCAUCCACCGCGAAUCCAGAAGGCACCCAAGGACCUGGCAGUGUCGGUUUGAUUGCACUGAUGAUCCCUCACAUUCCUCACCACUAUGGGACUUUGUGGAAGAGAUUAGAAGGCUGGGAGGUUAUAAAGCACCGCUAGGAUCGCUCACCAUCCUACCAAGUUUCUCGAAUUUCAAUCACCGGCAAUGCGCCUCGUCGGAGU
Microdochium trichocladiopsis is the source of this 2372-nucleotide messenger RNA. Its product is annotated as cytochrome P450. The transcript has 2 exons. Gene Ontology annotation, molecular function: iron ion binding; monooxygenase activity; heme binding. The record is from RefSeq and is a predicted model, not a curated record. Lineage: Eukaryota; Fungi; Ascomycota; Sordariomycetes; Xylariales; Microdochiaceae. Bases 70 to 1941 code for a protein of 623 amino acids.